Messenger RNA from Malania oleifera, 3993 nucleotides. RefSeq names its product histidine kinase 1. Gene Ontology annotation, molecular function: phosphorelay sensor kinase activity. The coding region runs from base 5 to 3775 and encodes 1256 amino acids. The transcript has 13 exons. Gene Ontology annotation, biological process: phosphorylation; phosphorelay signal transduction system. The record is from RefSeq and is a predicted model, not a curated record. Lineage: Eukaryota; Viridiplantae; Streptophyta; Magnoliopsida; Santalales; Ximeniaceae.
AUCUAUGUCAGAGAAAGCAGAUAGAACCCCCUCUGCUAGUUUUGAUCCUUCAUCAACUCUGAUCACAACAAUGGGAAAACCUCUGAGAAUCAUCUUCAACAGGAUUUCUGGGUUUGCCACUUCCUGGAAAAGCAACCAAGCUCCCCGGGGCCGAAGAAUUUUUCAUAGGAACGUCCAACAAGAAGACUCGCAGAAUGCAACAACUCGUUGCUUGUCCUCAUACUACAGUGUCUUUGUAGCUCGCCUUACCAUAAUGGUCAUGCUGGCCAUUCUAAUUGGGCUGCUCACAGUAUUAACAUGGCAUUUUACAAGGGUCUAUACAACAAAGUCGAUAAACAGCUUAGCCUAUGGCCUUCGUUUUGAGCUUCUACAGCGUCCAAUAUUGCGAAUGUGGAACAUCUUGAAUUCAACUGUUGAAGUUGCUACAGCCCAGGUUAAACUGUCUGAGUUUGUUAUCAGAAGGUACAACAAACCAGCAACCCAAGCAGAACAAGUCGAGCUGUAUGGAGUCAUGAGGGAAGUAACAUGGGCACUAUUUGCUAGCCGAAAAGCUCUCGAUGCGAUAACUAUAAACUAUAAAAAUGGUUUUGUUCAAGCUUUCCACAGGGAUCAUAGGACCAACAGAACAUUCUACAUCUACUCAGAUCUUGUUGACAAUUCGAUCAAUGGGACUUAUGAUAUCAAUACCAUUUCAUCUCAUAAUGGGUGGAGUGAUCAAUCCAUCCAUGGUAAUGUCUCUGCAAUCUGGUAUCAUGAACAACUUGAUCCCAUCACCGGCGAGAAGAUUGGGAAACCAAGGCCAAUCCCACCGGAUGAUCUAAUCAAUAUUCCAAACCUUUCACAGGUACCAGAUGGUGUUGCUUCAUGGCAUGUGACAGUGAGCAAGUACAUAGAUUCGCCAUUGCUUUCUGCAGCCUUGCCCGUUUGGGAUGAUUCUAACAAAAGCAUAGUUGCUGUUGUGGGUGUUACUACGGCGUUCUAUAGCGUAGGUCAACUGAUGAAAGAACUUGUUGAAUUCCACAGUGGGCACAUCUUUUUGACUUCUCAAGAGGGUUACUUGUUAGCCACUUCCACAAAUGCUCCUCUCUUGACAAAUUCAACAGCAGGGCCCGAACUCAUGAUGGCUAUUGAUUCUGAGGAUAAUGUGAUACAUUUGGGAGCCAAGUGGCUGCAGAAACAUUGUCACAGUGAGUUUCCUCCAACAAGAGAGGUUCAUGUUGAGAAUGUCAAGCUCGGCGAUCAAAAAUAUUAUAUUGAUUCAUUUUUUCUAAACUUAAAGAGGCUUCCUAUGGUGGGAGUUAUCAUCAUUCCAAGAAAACACAUAAUGGGGAAGGUGGAUGAGAGAGCCUUUAAAACUCUGGUUAUAUUGAUAUCUGCAUCUGUAUGCAUUCUAGCGAUUGGAUGUGCUUGCAUUUUGAUACUGACAAAUGGGGUAUCAAAAGAAAUGAAACUAAGAGCACAGCUGAUAAGCCAUCUUGAUGCCAGAAGAAAAGCAGAAGCAUCCAGCAACUAUAAAACCCAGUUUUUAGCAAAUAUGAGUCAUGAAUUGCGAACACCUAUGGCUGCAGUGAUUGGAUUGCUGGACAUUCUUAUAUCUGAUGACAGCCUCACAAAUGACCAAUAUGAAACGGUUACCCAGAUUCGUAAAUGCUCAACUGCUCUACUCCGGCUCCUCAACAACAUUUUGGACAUCAGUAAGAUUGAAUCUGGAAAACUGGUGCUUGAAGAAACCGAGUUUGACUUGGGACGAGAACUUGAAGGACUAGUAGAUAUGUUCUCCGUCCAAUGCAUUAACCACAACGUGGAGACUGUUCUUGAUCUCUCUGAUGAUAUGCCAAAAUUAGUUUGUGGAGAUUCUGCUAGAGUGGUUCAGAUAUUUGCAAAUCUGAUAAGCAAUUCUGUCAAAUUUACAACAUCGGGCCACAUUAUCCUGCGUGGAUGGUGUGAGAACUCAAAUGAUUCAAGCAGAACUAAGAAGCUAUCCCGUGAUCAGAAGGAAACACGAUCUGCACUUAAAUCUAUGUUGAAGCAACAUGGGAACAACGCAAAGAAAGCAUGCAGGAAAGAUAACAAAAUAAUUGUUUGGUUUGAAGUUGAUGACACUGGCUGCGGAAUUGAUCCAAGCAAAUGGGAAUCAGUAUUCGAAAGUUUUGAGCAAGCCGAUCCCUCAACAACUCGAACGCAUGGUGGAACUGGUCUUGGCCUCUGCAUUGUAAGAACAUUGGUUAAUAAGAUGGGAGGGCAAAUCAAGGUGGUAAAGAAAAAUGGCCCUGGGACUCUAAUGCGCCUUUACCUGGUUCUCAGUACACCUGCAGAUGGCACAGGACAGCAUUGUCAACUGGACUUCGCAGAACAUAGUAUAGCAGUACUGCUUGCGCUGAAUGGAAAUAUGGGUAGAUUGAUCAUCUCCCAAUGGUUACGGAAAAAUGAAGUGUUUACUUGGGAAGCAUCUGGUUGGAAUGAACUAACAAAAAUUCUUGGUGAACUGUUUCAAGCCAGAAUUUCAAUAUCCAAUUUUAGUUUUGACAAAGAAUGUGCACAGGGUGAACCUUUCAAAACUGAAGCACUGGACUUGCAAGAAAUGGGGACUUCAGUUUUUGUUGUAGUUGUUGACAUAGGGAUACUUGAUUUGAGAACAGAUAUAUGGAAGGAACAGCUUAACUUCCUUCAUAGAUACCAUGGAAAAGCAAAGUUUGCUUGGACGCUAAACCAUGACACCUCUAAUGCCAUAAAGGUGGAGCUCCGAAGGAAAGGGCACUUAUUGAUGGUUAAUAAACCACUGUACAAAGCAAAAAUGAUUCAGAUUAUUGAAGCUGUCGUGAAGGAAAGAAAUCUUGAAUUGCAAAAGGGAAGUUUAAAUGCUUUGAGAACUACAAUGAUACAAGGUGAUUUGCAUGAAUCUCAUGAUAUUGAAUUCCUUCAUCCCAAUGCUGCCAGCUCCGAUGAUUCUGAUAAAUCUGAAAUCGGUAGUUUAAGUUCCACAAAUGCACCAAAAUUUGGAGAAAAGCAGGGAGAUAGGAACACAAAACCUUGUGCAACACAACAUCCGACAGUAAAAAAUUGCUUUCUUGAUUUCGCUCAAGUUUCUUCAAAAAAUAAUAAUUUGAGGACAGAUGAUAAGUGCCAAAUCAGGCCCAGUUCAUUUGACAUUGAAGCUGCAGGACAUGAGUUAAUGAGCACCAAAAAAGCAUCGCUUUUAUCUGAGCAUGAAUAUGAGAAUGGUAUAUGCCAGCCGCAACAUUUGAUCAAUUGUUCUCCUAAAAAUAGAGGUACUUCAUAUUCAAAUAAGGUUGUGAAUGGGCAGAAAUCUCUUGAAGGGGUACGCAUACUGCUUGCGGAGGAUACACCUGUUCUCCAGAAAGUUGCAACAAUAAUGCUGGAAAAAUUGGGGGCUAAAGUCAUUGCUGUAGAUGACGGGAAGCAGGCAGUAGAUGCUCUAGAAUGCAUGCUUCGUACAAAUGGGUGCAGAUCAGAUUCUAGCUUGCAAGAUGGCAAAACAAGAUCCCAAACACAGUUCCAGAAUUCUCCACCAUACGACCUAAUCCUGAUGGAUUGUCAAAUGCCAAAAAUGGAUGGUUAUGAAGCAACAAAAGCAAUCCGAAAAUCAGAAGAGGGAACCGGUUUGCACAUACCAAUUGUUGCACUGACAGCCCAUGCAAUGUCAUCCGACGAAGCCAAGUGCUUGGAGGUCGGUAUGGAUGCUUAUCUAACAAAGCCAAUUGACUGCAAGCUGAUGGUUUCCACCAUUCUUUCACUUACUAAAAGAAUGCACUGAAUUUGUUAUGCCAAGCAGCAAAACUGCAAUUUUAUAGGCAAGAAAAGGCUAACAAAGAAUUGGCAGUGGGUAGCAUUUGAUUGUAAAAACGGGAAGUACACAAAAAAAAAAAAAAGUGGUUAAUCUAACAUGUACAGUCAAAAAAAGACGUCCAAUUUCACUAUAUUAUUCUAUACAUUAACCUUUUUCUUAAUGUAACAAAUGGACUGAAUUUUUUC